GGAUCCAACCCUACCAAAUCCAUUAUUAUUUGACUUUAUUGCAGGUAUCUACAAGCACCGCUGGAGUUGCAUUUGAGCAUUUCGCCCGCCACAGAUCUGUCAUUGUGAAUCUUUUGUGGGUCACCUGCAGAGGAACAUGAACUGGAACCUCGUGAUUCAAGUUGUGACCACUGUAAUUUUGAAACUGAUAGCAUCAUGUCUAUUUAUGGUGUAUUUUCCACAGAUUUUCUAUACACCCGUUCUAAAAGAAGAACCCAAUGCUGUCGAGAAAGACUGCCCUGUCAGUUGGCGACUCUUCGAGGGCAAAUGCUACUUUUUUGCUGCCACGUUACAAACAUGGGAAUUGUGCCAGGAGACCUGCGCUAAGUUCAGUUCUCAGCUCGCAAUUGUCAACAGCAAAGAAGAAUUGGUGUUCCUGAAGAGCAGAACCCAGUUUGAACGGCAUUUUAUCGGCUUAACUCAGAGAAAUGGAAGAUGGACAUGGAUUGAUGGUACAGAGUUUGACCAUAGCAUUUUCUCUCCGUUCUGCCCCACACAUGGUGAGAACUUAGCUCUGGAGGUUCCUUGGGAAUGCUCCUGGGAUUGGCUGAAGGACAAGCACUACUGGUUUGUUGAGGUGGACUCUGCAGUUUCACAACUCUGCUGA
Messenger RNA from Heteronotia binoei (common prickly gecko), 646 nucleotides. Its product is annotated as C-type lectin domain family 5 member A-like. NCBI's taxonomy places the organism in Eukaryota, Metazoa, Chordata, Lepidosauria, Squamata, Gekkonidae. Bases 137 to 646 code for a protein of 169 amino acids. The record is from RefSeq and is a predicted model, not a curated record. The transcript is spliced from 5 exons.